CUUCAGUUCUUGGCCAAUGGUAAAUUGGAGAAAUUGAAAACUCAGAGAAGAGCUUCCUGUCAGAGGCCUGAGAAAGUUUCACAUCAGUUUCAACUAACCAUGCUCCAGGUGUCCAGCAGUGGGGACAAUAUGGUGGAAUGCCAGUUGGAAACCCAUAGCAACAAGAUGGUCACAUUUAAGUUUGACAUUGAAGGGGAUGCACCUGAGGACAUAGCAGAUUACAUGGUGGAGGAGGACUUUGUUCUUGAUGUGGAGAAAGAGCAAUUUGUUGAGGAGCUUAGAACAAUAGUUAAGAAAGCCCACGAAAUUCUUCAAACACAUUCGCAGACUGGAUCAACUGACCAGCUUCAUGUGGGCACCCCCACCACCACGGACUCAGCGCCCCACUCCUCCCCGGUGGGCCGCUGGCGAUUUUUUAUCAACCAGACCAUCCGCCAUAGAGACUCCCUUUCCAGCCAAGGAGCAGCCACACCACUGUCAACUACAGAAACAAGGAUUCCCCUGUCUCCUCAAACAGAGAAAGGUGAGCUCCACCAAGAAAGUGAAGGAUUCCAAAGUCUGGAGUCCUUGACUGGAAGGGCCUCUCCCCCCUGCCCCACCCUUUCUGCUACCUCCCCACCAGUCUCCACUGUCUCAGCUCCUGCCUCCAUAUCCCCCCCAGUCACGACAACCCAUGGCCCCCUCACCACUGCCUCUGAAAGCAUCUCUGCACCAGCCUCUACUCUGGAAGCCUCUGUCCCUGUCACUGCUUCAGGUGGUCUGGAACUGACAGUCAUCCCCUCAGCUCCUGCUAACCAGAUUUCCAGUGCUUCAUCAUCCAUAUUAAUACCUGCUGCCUCUAACCUCCCCCCCUUGUCCACUGCCGUUCUUCAUGACAUCCUCUCUUCUCCUGGAACCAGUGAUUGUUCCACUGGGGGUCAAAAUAUAGGGGAUGCAGUGCUAACUGCUCCAGGGCCAUGUGUGUCCACAGUGGACCAGUCCUCAACCUCUUUUAAUUCCCCUCCUCCUGCUACUGCAGUGACCUCUUCAGCAGGAAGCCAAGCUGGCAAGGAGCAACAACAGACACUUGCCCAGGUGGCCAAACCAGUCCCACAACAACCUCAACAACCACAACUACUGUUGCAGCAGCAGAUACCAGUAGUUCCGCAGCAACUUCAGACAAUGCAGCUUGAACUGCAGGCACAGCAGAUACAGCGUGCAACACCACAACAGCAAACACAACAUCAAGUUUGCCAAGAACAAAUUCAGCUGCAGCAGUCUCUCCAGCACAUGCAGCAACAGCAACUCAUGCAGAAACAAAUCCCACUUCAACAAAAGGUGACUGAGAUGCAGGUGUUGCCUCAGCCAGGUCACCCAGAGGUGUUACAACAGUCUGUGCCUCUGCAGCAGUUUCUGCCCCCAGGGCACAUACAGCAGGCCCAACAACCCCUUCUUCAACAGCAAACCGCACAGUGUGCUCCACAGCUGCUGCAGCAGCCUCAGUUGCAGCAGCUACCUCAGCAGGUUAUGGCACCACUUGCUGCUGCAGUGCCGCAACAGCAGGCCCACAUUGAUCAUCUGCAGCAGCAACAGUUAAACCUGCAACAGACUAUACACUUACAGCAACAGCAGUUACAGCAGCAUCAGCUGUUUAUGGGUACUGUGGCGUUAAAGUCAGAUCAAGACCAAAUGUUGCCCCUGUCAAUAAGUCAACAGUUUCUUCAACAACAGGUGCCACUAAAUGUUGGCUUUGUACCACAACAGCAGAUUCCACAGCAAACCCAAAUCUCUGCAGAGCUGGCACAACAACAUAUUCAGUCACAGAAACAGCCAAUACAUGUUGAGCAACAACAGGAUGUUGUUAAAGCUGUGGACACACCCCAGAAACAGCAGCAGUUUCCUCUGCAGAAGCAGUCGUCUUUACAGAUGUCAGAGUCAGAGAUGUCAACGGGGGAGACGAGUGUCACAGAGGACACAGGCAGCUACUCUGCCUAUUUUCACCCUUCCUCUGACUCGUCUCUGCCGCCUCUCCAUCUGGGCAGUGCUGAAGCCUCCUUGCCCGCUCUCCCCCUAACACUGACACCAUCCCCUGCUCAGCCUUCCUCUGUUGCCGAGUCAGACAGUGAAGGCCCGCCCAAAAUUGAAUUUGUAGAUAACCGCAUAAAGACUCUGGAUGAAAAGCUUAGAAACCUGUUGUAUCAGGAGUACAGCAGUGGGGCAGCGUUGACCGGAGGAGCUGCCUCCGGCCCAACAUCAGCUGCCUCCACAUCAGCAGGAGGAGACGAGUCAUCUGAGCCGCUAUCACUCCACCACUUGUCUUUCCCCCCACCUGACUCCUCCUCAGAUACUUCCCCCCACUCCACGUCCUCCACUACCUCUUCCACCACCUCCCGCUCCUCCUCCACCUCCCCUGACCCAGAGAGGGAUGGGGGGCAAGACGACGCCUUCUCAGAAGUGCCCAAGUCUGCUGGGCCGUGGGCGGUGGAGCAGCAGCCCGGGCCAUGUCUCCCCUCCACCUCUGCGUCAUCGACCCCACCUACCUCUCUUCUGCCUCCUAAUCAGGAUGACUCUGCUGGGCUCCAACGCCCACCUGUACCAGGAGAACCAACCAUUCUUGCUGUACCCCCACAAUCUGAUACCAGUACCACUGGAGACGCAUCGUGGCCUCCCAAUCAGCAGCCGAUCCCCCUCCGGCAUGGACAGCAGCAGCACAAUGCAGGAGGUGGAUAUUUUGGCCUAAACCUGACAUGUCCUAGUAUCAGAAAUCCUGUUAGCAAGAAAUCCUGGACUCGCAAAUUCAAAAACUGGGCGUGCAAACUGCGCCACUCCGCCAGCUUGUUCAAGAAGCCCAGAGUCCAGCAAGAAGGACGUUCUACCCGUCAAGAACUUAGAGAGGAGAAGGAGGCACCAUCCAUGAAUCCACCUCAGUCACGGAAAGGACGAUUUCAGGUGACUCCAGUGCUCCAGACCUCUCCCCCUAAGGAGGUGCCAUCAGGUCAUGGUAGCACUCAUAGGAAAGUGGGACGCUUCUCUGUAACCCAGACUGAGACAAAGAAAGAGGAUGGGCUGACUGUUAGCUCCCCGCUGUCUAUACACUUGGAAAGGGAGAGGAGGAGAUCUCGGGCAAAGGAAGGAGAGAAAGAUGAAAGUAAGAAGACCCCAGUGCUGGCCCAUCCGCCUCGGGGUCAUGGACACAGCCACUCACCGCUGGGCAGCAGCGAUGAUGAUGCUGAGAGUGAGCUGGAGGAGGAAGACCUGAAAAAAGAGCUACACAAGCUCAGAGAGAAGCACAUCAAAGAGGUGGUUUCCCUUCAGGCUCAGCAGAACAGAGAGUUGCAGGAACUUUACAGACAACUACGAUCAUUCAAAGACCAACGGCAGAGUCUGCCUGCCUCCCUUUCCCGAACCCCUUCUCUUCCCAUGGCAGCUCCUCUCCUCUCUCCUCGCAGGCCCAGGCCAGGCAAAAUCAAGCUCCGGCCCCGGCCUCACUCUCAUAUGGAUAACAACGGAGUUACGCACUCUGGGAUUCAACAGUCAAGUAGUUUCUCUGGUGGUGAGCAGAAUAGACUGCCCCUAUACUGCAACCCUGAGCACCCCCCAUCACUGCCUGUUAAAAGAGAUCAAAGCCCUCUAAGAAAAAGCACAUUCACUGAUGAACUGCACAAACUUGUUGAUAAUUGGACGAAGGAGACGGUGGGCGCCAUCCCACCAAAACCUUCUCUGAAUCAGAUCAAGCAGAUUCAGCAGGUGCAGGAGUUGGGAGGCUGGAGCCAGCCGACUGAGGUGGCUCCACCAGGUUGGUUUCCUGUGGCACCACUGAACCCUCAGGCAUCCCCGACCCCUGCCAGCUUGCCUGUGGCGGCCCCUUCUCAUUACACAGGUGGAGGGAGCCUGUCCACCCUGCCCUCUCCAGGACCUCCGCCACAAACGCACGUGGCUCAUGCACCACAGAUGCAGCCAAAUUUAAACCUGCAUCAGUCUCUCCCCCUCCAGCAGAUGACCUAUCAGCAGUCACCGCUUCGCCAGCAGAUUCCGCAGCCCCGGAUGCAAACUUCCGUGCAGUCUCAGUCUUCACCGCAGACCCAGCCCAUUACCCAGCUGCCCCACUCACCACCUCAAAGCCAGCCACUGCUGCCUUCUCAAAUGCCCACAUCUCCAGUGUCCACGGCCACAUCUCUGCUGCCCGGCAGUGGGACUGCUGCACCCACAGAUAGUACUGCUGCUACUGGGGGGACAUUUUGCUCCUGCUCCUCUUCCACCUGUUGCUCCUCUUGCUCUACUGCUGCUCUACCUUCCAGUGCCAAAAUUCACCCAACACCCCCAACCUCGACUCUUCCUCUCGGACAGAAAUGAAACCAAGGUGAAGUGUGAGGUCAAUAUGAAGGUGCAAGAGAUUGAAGUACGAAGUUGGUCAGGAUGUAAAACAGAUAUGGAGUGUUAGUUCUGCGUAUACAUGACCGAGGUGUGACUGCAAUGAAUUUAUGGAUACCAGUGUAUGUGAGGGAUGAUAGAUUCUAGUAUGUACAAAACAGACGGUAAUAAGGGGAACACAGAAGCUGGGGUUUAUGGUUCACGGUAUGUUUGGGUGUUAAGAUGUAAAAAUUCUUUAAUGUAUGAGUGUGUGCUUUUAUGAGUGUGGGUGGGUGUAUGUGGAUUAUCUAAGUACAUAUCUCUGAUGUCCUUUGGCAUAAAUUAAUGUUAAUUGUUUUGUUUUAAAACCAACUCAGUUGGACCUGAAUUCUCCCAGAGCAGAGACAAGAGGGUCAAACUGUUUGACAGUGUGUUGACAUUUAUUGUUUGUCUUAUCAAUGCUUACAGUAAAAGGACUAUCAAUUUUAAAAGUGCAAUUAGUAAUGGUCAUCGAAAUUGAUCAGCAUGUGUUGUAAUGAUUUGUCUGUAAGGCAUAAAAUAUUUUUGUAAAAGCACAUUAAAGAAAACCAGACGCAUAGAGCAUUUUUCCAUGAUCUUUACAUGAUCUUUUAAAACUUUAGGCCUACAGCACAAGGUGUUUAAAUGGGCAACAAAAACUAAACUAAGCGGCAGCAUGUUACACAAAAGAGCACGGUUAAGUUAUCUGGCCAUCAUCGUUACCACAAUACGACCAAAUACAUUGUGUGUUGUGCACCAUACAGCAUGUGCUCAUCUUUUUAUUAUUUUAUGUUUGUAACAUAGAAGCAGACUUAAUAACCGUAAGUGAUGAUAUAAAGUCUGAUUGAUUCUUAAUAUGAAGGCAAAUUGAAAUUAAAAAGACUACAUGACCUCAUAACUAACUUGACUUGCCUGAGUGCAAACUGCUUGCACUUGCUAUAUUCAUGAAUCUCACUUUUACUGUUUGCAGCUCACUGAGAAAAAUAAUCAGUCAUGAGUCAACUGGCAUUUAGGAUGACCUGCUUUAACAUUUGACAUUUUUGUUUUCAGUUGUGGCUCCACAUAUCACAGUAUAUCACAUUCUGAGGUAGAGAACAAAAAAAAAGAACUGCCAAGUUAUUAAAGACUGGUGAGACCAUAUGGGCGAUUCCCAUACUGCCUUUUAAAGUGACUGCAUUUUUGUGAGUGUGUGAGUGUUUAUUUGUUGUGUGACAAUGCUUUGUGGUAGUCUCAUGGUACAUUGCAAUAUAGACUGCAUCCCUGUUUCUUUUAUUCAAAGCGGCCUCUCAAAUGUCACCGUACCCAAAUGAAGAUGUUUACCUUGCCUAUGUCUUGGGCUUGUUUCCUCAACAAAUAAAACAAGUGAGACUUAAGACCAUUUGCCAGUUGUAAGCUUAAUGUCCAACACUAUUGUGGCAUCCUCACUUGCCUAUUUGUCCACUUUGUUUGCUGUUGUACAUUUUCCUUAUUUCAAUUGUAAACUACCUUCAAAAGUAGUCGUCAACCACAUCUUUCAGAAGAGGAACUGCAGGUCAUAAUUGUGCGUUAUGCACUGCAAAAGGUUUACUCAAGUCAAAAUGUUCCAUUCCUCUAUUUCCAAACUCACUUCAUUUGUAGUCGCAGAAUAAACAGAGUAAUACAUCAGGAGCAGAUAUAUAUCUGUACAUUUUAUUGGGUUGUCAGUGUGCUUAGCCAUUCACACAUGACCAUUGAUAGUCAGCCAUUAUGAUUUUUUUGGCUUAAUAAGUAGCCUGUAGUCGAAGUAGCAUUUCUGUUUUAUUAUUGAUAGAGAGAUGGUUUGCCACAGAAACCGGACAUUGUGUAGGUUGUAAAAGACUGCUACAUGUGAGUCAAAGAGAUUUAAAAAACAUGGAUGCUUAAAGACUACUCUAUGCUAAAGGGUAUGGUUGUUCAGAAAUUACAGUUGCAUUAUCUAGAGUUUAACAAAUGGUUUUCUGUAUUUGUUGCUUUCCAAGACAACCCACAUUUUCACAGCGAUGUAGUCCAUUAUUAGUGAAGGUGAGAAACUGUGCUGUCAUGUCUGAUACUAACAUGUUGACCACAAGCUACAGCUCAAUGAUCAUGACUCAUGAUGUGGAGCUGGCUUUGUCCUUGAAGUGUUACCAAAAUGUUAUCUAAAAGAUAAAGAUUAUUUUUGUAUUUUGAACUGGGGUUGUACAAAUUGUAAAACUGUAGAAAACACUGGUUUUCAUCGCUGUUUACAUGGGACUCCCCUUCCCUUUGAUAUACCUCUCUGACAGGCCAGGGUCGUUAUAGGUCAUAUUCAGAGAAUUUUUGGUCAUUUUUAACUUCUUAUAUCAGUUCAGAAAACCUGGAUGAUACACAACAGAAUGAAAUGAGCUACUAAGAUUUAGAUUAAAUAUAAUAAACCUCCAAAUUAAUGCAACAAACACCUGGGGGAGUCCCAAAUGGCAUGAAUGAGAACCAAUAAAAACAUUUUUGGGCAAAGAAACCUAGAAAAUAAGGUAUGUUUCUGGUGAUUUAGCCUCUGUAAAUUGUAACUAAUUCGACUGUUGAUUUUAUUUAUGUUUUGUAACUAAUCAAAAUAAA
Molecule: messenger RNA, 6918 nt
Organism: Paralichthys olivaceus (Japanese flounder)
Lineage: Eukaryota; Metazoa; Chordata; Actinopteri; Pleuronectiformes; Paralichthyidae
Source: RefSeq, a predicted model, not a curated record